GCUGGACCGGGCUGGACAUCCUACUGGGCUCCUGGCUAUCUAACCACCAAACCACUGCCCCCCUUUCGCAGAUUGAUUCUAUUAUCACUGUCCAACCCAUUCUGACGGAGCCAUAAGUUGCCUAAAAAGCGGCGUCUGCCUACAGACAAGUAUGUAUCCAAGUGGAGGGAUAUCUGCAACCAUACACGCCAACAGGCUGCGGGCAGAAGGCAUGGGCUCCAAGGAGCAGGCUUUGCACUUCUCCAACCAGGACUACGAGGCCCUGAAGCAGGAAUGUUUGGACUCCGGCUGCCUGUUUGAAGACCCCUGUUUCCCCGCUGAGCCUCCAUCCCUGGGCUUCAAGGAGCUCGCCCCCUAUUCCUCCAAAACUAGGGAUGUGGAGUGGAAGAGGCCUACAGAACUGACGGAUGACCCUCAGUUCAUUGUUGGUGGUGCCACCAGAACGGACAUCUGUCAGGGAGCCCUGGGUGACUGCUGGCUCUUGGCAGCCAUCGCCUCUCUCACCCUGAAUGAGAGGCUUCUUCAUCGGGUUGUCCCACAUGGGCAGUCCUUCCAAGAUGACUAUGCUGGAAUCUUCCACUUUCAGUUCUGGCAGUUUGGCGAAUGGGUAGAUGUCGUGAUAGAUGACAGACUGCCUGUCAAAGAUGGGGAGAUCAUGUUUGUCCAUUCUGCUGAGGGCAAUGAAUUCUGGAGUGCACUCCUGGAGAAGGCUUAUGCCAAGUUGAAUGGCUCUUAUGAGGCUCUGUCCGGAGGGAGCACCACUGAAGGCUUUGAGGACUUCACAGGGGGUGUGUCUGAGAUGUACGAGCUCCGCAAGGCACCCAAAGAUCUCCACAGGAUAAUUGGCAAAGCCCUGGACAGAGGCUCUCUGCUGGGUUGCUCUAUCGAUAUCACCAGUGCCUUCGACAUGGAGGCUGUUACAUUCAAGAAGCUUGUGAAGGGCCACGCGUACUCAGUCACUGGACUGAAAGAGGUUGAUUUCCGCGGCAACAUGGAACGCCUAAUCCGAAUACGUAACCCUUGGGGACAGGUGGAGUGGACUGGUGCCUGGAGUGAUAAUUCCCCCGAAUGGGAUGAGGUUGACCCUUCUGAACGAGAAGACCUGCAUCUUCAGAUGGAAGACGGGGAGUUUUGGAUGUCGUUCAGUGAAUUCAAGAGGCAGUUUUCUCGGCUAGAGAUCUGUAACUUGACUCCUGAUGCUCUAAGUGAAGACAGUCUCGGCCAUUGGAACACCAUGAAGUUCUACGGCGCGUGGAGGAGAGGCAGCACCGCUGGAGGCUGCAGGAACCACCCCAACACAUUUUGGAUCAACCCCCAGUACAAGAUCACGUUGCUGGAGGAGGAUGAUGACCCAGAGGACGAUGAGGUGGCGUGCAGUUUUUUAGUAGCUCUCAUGCAGAAGGACCGCCGCAGGUAUCGGCGCCAUGGUCAGGACAUGCACACCAUUGGCUUUGCUCUUUAUGAGAUUCCAGAAGAGUACAGAGGCUGCCAGAAUGUCCAUUUGAAGAAAGAUUUCUUUUUGAAACAUUCAUCGUGCGCUCGCUCUGAGACCUUCAUCAACCUGCGAGAGGUGAGCACACGGCUUCGUCUGCCCCCCGGAGAGUACCUCGUCGUCCCCUCCACCUUUGAACCCAGUAAGGAGGCUGACUUUGUCCUGAGAGUCUUCACUGAGAAGCAAUCAGAAACAGAAGAACUGGAUGAAGAAAUCUCUGCCGAUUUAGGAGAUGAUGAUGAAAUAACUGAAGACGACAUUGAUGACUCUUUUAAGUCCAUGUUCGCCCAGCUAGCAGGAGAGGACAUGGAGAUUUCUAUUCAGGAGCUUCGGACCAUUCUAAACCGAGUCCUCUCCCGCCACAAAGAUCUGAAGACUGAUGGCUUCAGUGUGGAAUCAUGCAGGACCAUGGUCAACCUGAUGGAUAAAGAUGGUAGUGCCCGUUUAGGGCUGGUGGAGUUUCAGAUUCUCUGGAACAAGAUCCGAAAGUGGCUGGUAAUUUUUAGGGAUUUUGACCUCGACAAGUCAGGGGCCAUGAGCUCAUAUGAGAUGCGUCUUGCUGUGGAGGCAGCAGGUUUUAAAUUGAAUAACAGACUGAACCAGAUUCUGGUAGCCCGGUAUGCAGAGAACGAGAUGAUUGACUUUGACAAUUUCAUCUGCUGCUUGGUCAAGCUUGAAGCCAUGUUUAGGUAUUUCCAGCAAUUCGACAAGGAGGGAUCAGGAGAGGCUGAGAUGAACAUCAGCGAGUGGCUUUACCUGACAAUGUGUGGUUGAAGAGUACUGGAGGAGGUUGUAGAACAAAGUGCUUGCCUGCAGAUUGCCAUGAACCUGGAGAACUAAAGACCCCUCCGCUUUAGCAACCUGUUGAUCCUUUAACACAUCCCACCUCAGUGUACGUGAAGUAGUACAAUAGCCGUAUUAACGGGAAACCAAAGUCCAACCAAGCCAAGUGUCUCCCGGCCCAAAUUUUGAGCAACUAUGCAAACCCACAUUAUUAAGCAUUCACUGUGCCACAUAGAUCUGUCAUUUCUGUAAAAAACAGCAUGAGUCUGUGCAUGACAAAAAUCACUCGCAGUAAUGUGCAUUGUAUGUUGAUUUCUACAUUUUAGUCUGCCUACCACAAAAUGCUGGUUCGUUAAAGAACACAAAACAUAAAGGAAGACAUGUGAAGAAGUCUGGUACUGUAACGCUUUAAGCGGUCUUAUAGUUUCUCUUAAUCAUUCUGCACUUGUUUCCAUUUUGAUGAUCACCUCAGUAUUAAUUUGGUAGUUUCAUUCUUAAACCUGUAGAUGGCAGUACAGACCUGAUCUAAUGUCAAUGUGUUUUUUUUUGGCAUUUGAAAUCAAGUUUAGCCUGUUUUAUAUAUUACACAAAUAUUUGUAUUUAAAUGAAGUUAAGCAGCUGACCUUUGUUUCAUUUUACUUUAUUUUUUAUUAAACACUGAGAUUUUGGUUUAAGGAAGCUGAAGUCACAUUAGGGAGAAAUGCUGUAUUUCAGUCCAUUCAAGUAACAUUUACAGGGAUCACAAUAUUAAAUGCCUUAUACAUGACACCAUGAUGUUAUAAAUAGCUAUUAAAAUAUGCCAGUCAUGUGUUUUGUGUUGUGAAUGUGUAUGUUGUGCCUUCAAUAAAUAUUUCCUUAACAGUU
This is a messenger RNA of Perca flavescens (yellow perch), 3139 nucleotides long. RefSeq names its product calpain-1 catalytic subunit. Bases 152 to 2266 code for a protein of 704 amino acids. The record is from RefSeq and is a predicted model, not a curated record. The transcript has 23 exons. Gene Ontology annotation, molecular function: calcium ion binding; calcium-dependent cysteine-type endopeptidase activity. Gene Ontology annotation, cellular component: calpain complex; cytoplasm. Gene Ontology annotation, biological process: proteolysis. NCBI's taxonomy places the organism in Eukaryota, Metazoa, Chordata, Actinopteri, Perciformes, Percidae.